AUGUUAGAUGCCGUGGACACCUUCCUUCUGAUCAUGAUAACUGGAGAGUUCAUAAUGGGGGUUUUGGGGAAUGGAUUCAUUGCACUGGUGAACUUCAUUGACUGGGUCAAGAAACGGAAAAUCUACUUGGUUGAUUUAAUUCUUACCAGCCUAGCCAUCUCAAGAAUUGGCCUGUUGUUUAUAAUGCUAUUAAAUAUCUUCAUAAUAAUUUUUUAUCCAGAGGCAUUUGACUGUGAAAAUAUUUUGAAAAUUAUGGAUAGCUUCUGGACAAUCACCAACCAGUUAAGUGUUGUGUUUUCUACCUGCCUUAGCGUAUUCUAUUGUUUGAAGAUAGCCAAUUUCUCUCACCCGCUUUUUCUCUGGCUGAAAUGGAGAAUGAACAGAGCGAUUCUCAUAAUCCUACUGGCAUCUUUACUCAUAUCUGUAUUCAUUAGCUUCCUAAUAACAGAGAAAUUUAAGGAAGAUUUCAAGAGUUGGGAAAGGAGAAAUGACAAGAGAAAUAAUACAAGGAACUCUGCCUACUUUAACACCCUGAUUUUUCUCAAUCUGGGGACUCUCUUUCCCUUUACUGUGUCCCUGAUUUCAUUUUUCCUGUUAAUCUUCUCCAUGUGGAAACAUACCAGGAAUAUAAAGCUCAAUGCCGUGGAUGCCAGAGAUCCCAAAACAGAGAUCCAUUUGAGAGCCAUGAAAACUAUGAUCUCUUUCCUUGUCCUUUUUGUUAUUUACUGUUUGUCCUUUCUCAUAGCAUCAUCUGGCUACUUUUUCCAACAGAGUGAAAGAGCAGUGAUAUUUGGUGAGAUCAUUGCUGCCAUCUACCCCUCAGGCCACUCAUUUAUCCUGAUUUGGGGGAACAUUAAGCUGAGGCAGAUGUCCCUGAAUUCACUGAAGCAGAUGAAGCAUUGUCUUAAAGGAUGGAUAUCCCUAGUGCCCUAA
Messenger RNA from Trichosurus vulpecula (common brushtail), 933 nucleotides. Its product is annotated as taste receptor type 2 member 7-like. The transcript has a single exon. Gene Ontology annotation, cellular component: membrane. Gene Ontology annotation, biological process: G protein-coupled receptor signaling pathway; sensory perception of taste; detection of chemical stimulus involved in sensory perception of bitter taste. Gene Ontology annotation, molecular function: G protein-coupled receptor activity; bitter taste receptor activity. The coding region runs from base 1 to 933 and encodes 310 amino acids. The record is from RefSeq and is a predicted model, not a curated record. NCBI's taxonomy places the organism in Eukaryota, Metazoa, Chordata, Mammalia, Diprotodontia, Phalangeridae.